Molecule: messenger RNA, 606 nt
Organism: Rotaria socialis
Lineage: Eukaryota; Metazoa; Rotifera; Eurotatoria; Philodinida; Philodinidae
Source: the annotation of a GenBank genome assembly
AUGCGCAUGACUAUUUACUUUACUGUUCUUGUGAAUGUCGUUCUUCUGGUUUUUGCAACUAGUGGUGGACAAAGACACUUUGUGCCUAGACCAGGAAACGUUCAUUUAGGUUCUUUAGCUCAGGCACGCCGAUGGGGACGCUGGUGUACUUAUGAUAAUGAAUGUGGUUUUGGCUUUUGUCAAGCCUAUAUGUGUCAAUGUUAUUAUGGCUAUACUACAUGGCAUUAUAUGGAAGCAUGUUCUUAUCAGCAACGAUCGAAAUUAACAGCAUUUCUUCUUUCAUUUUUUGUUGGUACACUCGGUAUUGAUUGGUUUUAUUUAUCAAGAGGAAAUGCUGGAUAUAUUGUAGCUGGUAUUAUUAAGUUACUCAUUUCAUUAGGAUGUUGUAUUGGGUGGCCGUUUACAUUCGCAAAUAGAGAAGCAAAGUCACGUAAAUAUAUUUCUAUUAGUAGUUUCAUCACUGCUAUAUUUACUACAGCAUCAGUUAUAUGGUGGCUAAUAGAUUGGAUUCGAAUUCUAUCCGAUGUAUUUUAUGAUGGCAAUGGAGCACCUUUACAGAGAUGGGGAUAUUAUGAUAAUUAUAACCGGGGCCCAUAUCGUAUGUAA